AUGAUCCUCACCAAAGCACAACUCGAACGGUUGUACAGUGACCCGUUCGGCGAGUAUGCCCUACGGUACGCGGUAAGCGUACACGCAAGCAUCGCCGUAUACGACAAUCUGCUGCAAAACGUUCCGAUCGUAUAUUAUGGGCAUACAUUCGACAAACAUUUCCUGCAACAAGCCUUCCAAGUUACUGAGCAACAUCUUGCGCUGCAAAAGAUUAUACUUCGCGAUCAACUGGAUGUGGUCGAUGUGCACAACCGUGUGAUCGAGCAAGAAUCCAUCAGUAAGAGGCUGAACGGUACUAUGGUUGCGUUGAUGGUUGGGUUGGAAAUUCCCAUCGAUUUGAGUGUUAGGAAAUUUGAAGCGUGA
Anopheles maculipalpis is the source of this 363-nucleotide messenger RNA. RefSeq lists its product as uncharacterized. The record is from RefSeq and is a predicted model, not a curated record. The coding region runs from base 1 to 363 and encodes 120 amino acids. Lineage: Eukaryota; Metazoa; Arthropoda; Insecta; Diptera; Culicidae. The transcript is spliced from 2 exons.